Phanerochaete carnosa HHB-10118-sp is the source of this 3542-nucleotide messenger RNA. RefSeq lists its product as uncharacterized. NCBI's taxonomy places the organism in Eukaryota, Fungi, Basidiomycota, Agaricomycetes, Polyporales, Phanerochaetaceae. The record is from RefSeq and is a predicted model, not a curated record. Bases 33 to 3524 code for a protein of 1163 amino acids. The transcript is spliced from 15 exons.
GUCGACCCUCGAGAUGCUGCAAAGUGCCCAACAUGGACACACGUCUAUCGCCUCUGGACAGUACCUUACUGACCAUCCCUGAGAUAGUCGACUUCCACGCUACACACAACACAAACAAUCCAUGGUUCGUGUUUCUCUCCAAAGAUUCUCCAGAAGAGCUUGUGUCCAUUUCCUACCACGAGAUGGCGCAGACGAGCCACCGCAUUGCGCACCGCAUGCGCCCAAAUAGGGAAGGUCCCGACGGAGAGGUUGUUGUUUUGCUCGUCAACACCGAUGCUAUCCUCUACAUUGCUGUCGUGGUAGGCCUCAUACGCGCGGGCCUCGUGCCAUACCCGGUAUCUCCCCGCAACUCGCCUCAGGGCGUGUGCCACAUACUCGAGACCGUUUCAUGCACCCGCAUCAUUGCUCACACCCCAACCGCCGCUCUGGCCGGACGGGUUCAGAGGGACAUGCACGCCAAGGGGGUCACGCUUCGUGUCGACGAGCUGCCAAGCCUAUCAGAGACGUUCCCCAAGUUCGGCGGGGAUGCCAACGCAGCAGCCGCCGAGGUCCAGCCGUAUCCGCCGCCGGGCAAGCCGGUUGACGUGCGCACGCCCGUGCUGUACCUCCACUCCUCCGGCUCGACCGGCUAUCCCAAGUCCAUUCACUUCACGCACCGCCGCAUGCUGCAGUGGAUCGCCCGCGACUAUUUCAGCCAGGACGGCGUGCGCUACGGCACGAUGGGCCUCGCGAGCUUCCAUAGUUUAGGUAUAGUACUGCAGCUCAUCCAUCCAUUGGCGACAGGUGCAGAAGUCGUCGUGUACACCCCGCAGUACCCUGCGCCCCCGGUCGUCGCGCACCCACAGAAUGCCUACGAGGUUGCGAAGCUUGCAAAGUGCAACGCACUGACUGUGCCGCCUUCUUUCAUCGAUACAAAACCGAGCCCGCUUUCAAAGGCAUGGUUACACUCCCAGGAGAUCCUCGAAUAUCUGAAGACCCUCAACGUACUGAUGUUCGGCGGCGGCCCGCUUGCGGUGUCCACCGGAGACAAGCUUGUGCAGAUGGGUGUGCGUCUGCAUAGCAGCUAUGGAAGCACCGAGAUCGGGGACUCCUACGUGGCUUGGGGCGAGAUCCCGGCAAUAAGCUAUGAGCCAGACCCCAACUGGGCGUGGUUUCAUGCACCACCGAAUGCACCGAACAUCAAGUGGGAUCCUCAGGGUGACGGGACGUACGAGCUCGUCGUCUAUGAAACCGAUGAUUAUGACCUUCCUGUGCAUAACGUGCCCGGUGAAAGGGCUUACGCGACCUCUGACCUCGUCGAGCCGCAUCCCACGAAGCCUAACCUGUGGAGAAUUGUUGGCCGUAAGGACGAUGUGAUCAUCCUGAGCACCGGCGAGAAGAUCGUACCGGUAUCGCAAGAGGGGUACAUUUCCGCGAGUCCACUCGUCAGCGGCUGCAUAAUGUUCGGCCGAGAGCGCGAGCAGCCUGGCAUCAUCGUGGAGCCGCAGCCCGCUUAUGCCGUCGACCCAAAUGACAUGGCCGCACUCGCCAAGUUUCGCAACAAGAUAUGGACGCACGUCGAAGAGGCCAACGCGCAGGUACCUGGAUUUGCGAAGAUCUUCAAGGAGAUGAUUCUCGUCACCGACCCUGACAAGCCCCUGCCCCGUGCAGCCAAGAGGACCAUCAUCCGCAAUCAGGCUUUAGCUGUCUACAAGGAGAAAAUUGAGCAGCUCUAUGAGACGAUCUCUGCGAGCACGGACAGCCAGGGUAUCAACCCUCCGAGAUCCUGGAAGGCCGCCGACCUGGAGCCUUGGCUUACCGAGCAGGCCGAGAGCUUCGUUUCGCAUGGACGACCCAUAGCUCUCGCCGUCGAUCUCCUGAGCGCGACCUUCUUUCGCAACCGCAUCAUCGGUGCCCUCCGCGCCUCCGGGACUCCGCGCGUACGCCGGGCGGCGCAACACGUCCCCGCAAACCUAGUCUUCGAGCGCCCCUCCAUCCAGCAGUUCGCAAGUGCGCUUGCUGCGCUCGUGGACCAGUCUGCCGAUGCCGAUGCUCAGCGCAGCCCUGCAGACGAGAUCCGGGGGAUGAUCGCCAAGUACACUGCAGAUAUGCCUCGCGCCAGGGCGGGGAAGGCGGUGGAUGUCGGCGCGGUACCGGUUGUGCUCCUCACGGGUUCGACAGGCAACAUCGGCUCGCACAUCCUUGCGUGCCUGCUCGCAGAGCCGCGCAUAGCGCGUGUUUACGCGCUGAAUCGCCCGUCGGCAGACCCGCACGGCCGGCUAGCAGCCGCGUUCCGUGAGCGCGGGCUCCCAGAGAAAGCCCUCGACGAUCCACGGCUCGUCUCGCUCGUCGGGGACGUCACGCACGAACGCUUUGGACUCGAUGAGGCGCAGUACAACGACAUCCUGGCCUCUGCCACGCAUGUCAUACACAACGCCUGGACGGUGAACUUCAAACUUGCGCUGCAAUCGUUCGAGGAUCAGGUCGCGGGAGUACGCAAGCUCGUAGACAUCGCCGCCGCCACUGAUCGACCUCUGCGGCUGCUUGUCACUUCGUCUAUCGGCGUCGCGAACGCGUGGAACCCCGCCGAAGGUCCUGUUCCCGAACAACUCCUGUCGAACCCCGGGAGUGCCGCUGGCACUGGAUAUGCCGCAUCAAAGUACGUCGUCGAACAUAUUCUGAGUGCUGCAAGGGGAAAAGGUGUUCCUGCCACUGCAGUACGCAUGGGCCAAGUCUGCGGACCGAAGGAGACAGGCGCCUGGGGAACGACGGAGUGGAUGCCGUUCCUGACCAAGUCGAGCGUUGUGCUGGGCUGCCUGCCUGCACUGAGCGGCUCCGUCACUUGGGUCCCACUUGAUGCCAUCGGGGAGGCGUACGUCGACUGGGUGCUCGCGCAAGACGCGCUCCCUGCGCUUGUCAACGUUGUACACCCGCGCCCGACAACCUGGGACGUCGUCCUACAUGGCUUGCGUCAAGAACUGGGGGACAAUCUUCCCGUCGUGCCGUUGGAAGAGUGGGUCAUGAAGCUCGAGGAGCGCGCGAAGAACCCCUCAGCGGAGGACCUUGUCCAGAUCCCGGCCCUGAAAAUUACGGAGUUUUUCUGCUCUCUUGUUCGCCCGGCUGCCGCGCGGGACGGAGCAGGGGCUGCUGGCGCUGAGAGGCUCAUGGGUCUCGCGUACGAGACUGUAGCGCUCUCGCGCUCGAGCCCUACGAUGCGCGAGCUCCAACCUAUGUCGGCGGAACACGCGCGCGCGUGGGUACGCUUCUGGAAGGCGAAGGGGUUCAUUGCGACCUCUGACUGUUUAGUGAUGCACGAUGGGUCUCGGCAGACUCUUCGCCCCACGCUACAAACAAGCUUGACACAUCGUCACGGUCACUGCAAUGGCCUUGCGAUCACUCUCGACGCCACCGAACAAGCCGACUGGAUUCUCCGCGACGGCCAGGGCAAGGGAGGUGAAUACCUGCAGGAGCUCAUGGCUGCGUGCGCGAGUAGGGCAUCGACGAGACAAGGCCGCGGCUCGACGAAGACGCCCCUCAGACGCUGACGGGAGAGUUGUAGACUG